Molecule: messenger RNA, 2894 nt
Organism: Bactrocera latifrons
Lineage: Eukaryota; Metazoa; Arthropoda; Insecta; Diptera; Tephritidae
Exons: 4
Coding region: 696-1271 (191 amino acids)
Source: RefSeq, a predicted model, not a curated record
UGAAGUGCGGCAGUGGCGUUUUCGUCGGCGUUUAGUAACCAAAUGUAGGUGAGCGAAAGAGUACCUGUAGAAAUUAGUGGAGGCUAACAAAAUAAUAUAAUUCGUCAAUAAAACAACAUAAAACUAAUUUUCGUGAAAUUUAAGAAACACAAUCACAAAAUUCACAAAUUAAUAGUUUCUGGUGAACUACUACUUUGCAGUGACUAAGAAACCUUCUUUAAAUGAACAAGUGUGCGCCGAAGCAAAACCGACAAGUUCGUUAUCAGUGUGCGAGGCUGUGAUAAGAAGAGAUAAGAUAAAAGUGAACGGUAAAAAAAUUAGUGGAAAUAAAAUAUCACGGUCAUAAAACGAAAAGUAAGUGUAGAAAACAAUAAACGCAAAACCAAAAGUUAAGCAUGAAGUAAUUGCAGCCAUUGAGCGGUGCUUAUAAACACUUCAACGCAUAUGUAUAUAUACAUACAUCUGCAUAUACAUAAUUACCUGUGUAUAUUUGCACAUACAAGACGAGAUAACGGGCGCACAAAUAACCCACUGCCGCUGGAAGUAUUUAAAUAGUAGAGGAGAAAACCACCGAAAAACCUUAGGCUUUUUAAACCUUGACAUAUCACGUCAAUUUACAAGUAAAGAAGCAGACAUAAUUCUAAAUUAAAUUAUUUGAUUUAAAUUCGUAUACUAAAACACAAAACUAAUCCAACAUGACAUCUGCACCUGCAACCGAUUUGGAAGCGCAAGUCAACGUGGAGGAUCUGCCAUUAACUUUCAAGGUCAAAUACAUUGGGUCCGAGGUAGCACGUGGGUUAUGGGGUAUUAAAUUCACCCGCCGACCCGUCGAUAUCCUGGUGGGUGUAGCCAAGAAUCUACCCGCUAAGAAAGUUUUACCGCAAUGUGAUCUCACAGUAUCAACCGAGGGCGUUAUCAUCGAAACCAUAACACCAAAAGCAAGUGUGAACAAUUGGAGUUAUCCGAUAGAUACGAUUUCGUAUGGAGUGCAAGAUUUGGUCUACACUCGAGUGUUCGCCAUGAUUGUGGUGAAAGACGAACAACAUCCAAAUCCGUUCGAGGUACAUGCCUUCGUGUGCGAUAGUCGUGAUAUGGCCCGCAAACUGACAUAUGCCUUAGCGGCCGCUUUUCAAGAGUACUCACGACGCGUUAAGGAAUCGGGCGAACAAUCGCCUACCGAUAAUAUUACGCCACACCGACAGAAGUUCGCCAUCGACUUGCGUACACCCGAAGAACUGCAAGAGGGUGCCAAUGAGGAGACGGAGGCUUAGAUGGUUCGUUUUGUCGGUAAUGUGGCUUGUUUAUAAUAUAUCCUUAUGAAAGGAAUGCCCACGCCCCCAUCAAGUGUUCCAUUUGAGAAAAAAUACUUAUUUCUUUGUAGUAAUUUAUUAAUUUACUCGUUGUAUAAUAAUGUUUUAAGUAAAUCAUUGUAUUUAAAUUGUAGUUACUCUUCCACACGCUCUGUGACAGUCGUUUUUGCAAGAGAUGUGAGAGUUUUCGAAGUGAAUCCAUUCAAGAACUAAAUCUCUUCUCCAAAGGAUAACUUCAGUUAACAUCUCCAUCCAAUAUUAUUUUUCGAGGGAGAACUCUUUCAAAAUACUAAUUUAUAAAUACUAAAGAGACUCUUCAACAUGAAAGCUGCGAUAGAUCACUCUUUACAUAAUCUUACAAUCUACACCAUGCCACCACUUAAAAUGGAAACAAUUAUAAUAUAUUGUUAAUAAAGAUAUACAAUGCGACCUAUGUCCGCUCUCACACAACCAAGUAUCUAUUGGCUGCAACAAAAGAUAGGAUCUGCAAACUUCGUCAGAAAAGUUUAUUACAUCUUUGAACCUUUAUUGAUCAUACCCUUCGUAAUUCGCAGCGAACGCCUGUUUCUUUACGUUUUUAUUUUUAUUUUUUUUUAAACUAAAUAUAAUUUAACUAACAAAAUACAAAUUUAGUAAUUAUUCAAAUUAUAUUCCAGGAGGAAAGAACUUCCUUCCUUCCUUCUUCAUGGCAUUUGGUUAACAACAACCCUUUUGUGAAAUAUUACUUUAGUUUGAAAAGUAUAUACCAUAUAUCCCAUAAUACUUGAAACAGUUCACACAAUCUUAAUUGAUAUUUUUAAAAACUGGAAAAAUAUUCGGCGACCCCAGGUAUAGAGUAAUAAUAUAGACACAAACUGCUUUAUAAAAACCAAAGUAUUUUUAAUGUGAUUUUAAGAUUUUUUAAAUAUAUUAAACCAUUUAUAUUGUAAAGGCAGAACUAUAGAAACGAGCAGACUAAAUAGUUUAUUAAGAAACAAAAAUUUUUAAGUUAAAUAAAAAGUAAUAGAUUUAUUUUAAAUAAAAUCAUUACACUUAAAUUAAUUUAAAAAACUUUUAUUUUUUUUAUAAAGAAACUAUGUCUGUACAUAACUACAUUUGCACAGAUUUUACUUGUACUUUCCUCUGAUACAGCUAGUUACCCAAAGUAUAAGACAAUUUAGUGUAUAUAAAAAUAUAAGUAUAAUUAUAAAAAUUAAAUUAAUUUUAAACAAAAGCUAGAAUUUUGAAGAAUAAGUGUUAAAUUAUUAAUUAUGAUAAAACAGUGAGUAAUGAGUAUCUACUCAUAUUGAAUCGCCAAAUUUUCCGACGAGGAAAGCAAAUUAUAACAAGAUAUCAUAGCAUUGCUCAUUUAGUUUCAAUUAUUACAACAAAAACUAAAACAACAUGUUAAAAGUUUCAAUAAGACCAACAGUAAUUCCUUACUGAAUUUCAAAUAUCGUAAUUAGGAAUUAAGAAUUAAAUUAAUUUUCGGUUAAAAUUUUGUAUUGUAAUUACAAAAGUACUUCAUUAUAUUAGCGAAUGCUUUUUGAAAUAUAGUUUGAUAAUUUAGUGCUAGCUCCUAAAACGACUUUACAAAUGUAUAUA